Messenger RNA from Nothobranchius furzeri (turquoise killifish), 1855 nucleotides. Lineage: Eukaryota; Metazoa; Chordata; Actinopteri; Cyprinodontiformes; Nothobranchiidae. The record is from RefSeq and is a predicted model, not a curated record.
UUGGCAGUCACCCUUCUGCAAUAAAGUAUGACAACAGGCCCACAAAAUAUGAAAUUAAGACACAUCCUGAGAGGAAAAACAUGCCAGCAAGUGUGUUUUUCCUGAAAAGAAAGCUCUGUGCAGAAGCUGUCUCCAGUUUGGUCUUAUCUGCCUCAGCGGGGAGGAUGUGGUCAGUACUGGGAGAUUUUGUUGAUGGGUUAACUGGUGCUGGGGCUUUGUGGGAUUGGUGGUCAUUGUUCCAGACAGCUCAGGGUGCAGAAAACGUUUAGCGACACACAGAAAACCCACUCCCAUGGGGGGUAUAAGAAGAGUCCGAGGACUCGGAGUCAGUCGUGAAAUUCUCCCAAACUACAAGGACCACACUGCAUCAGACGCACGCCAGAGAUGAAUUCCUUCCAGGACAGCCAGUCUGAUUUGGAAGUGAUCUUAGAGUUCUUAGAGGAAUACUACAGACAAAACACCACCGAAAAUGCUGCAACUGUGCCUGUGCACGAAAGACCUGUAGAUGGGAGUCAACCAUGUGAGCAGUGCUGGACCUGCUUCGAGCCAUCUGUAAGAACACGAGCGCACAACUUUGCGCACUUCUGGUGUAUUUUCAGCCUGACACUGUGCUUUUUACCUUCUCCCACGUCCAAGGACAUCAAACCUAUUUUUCACACCUCCUUGGCACACAAUGUCCAACCAGAGUCCGGUCAAAACACAAAAGCAACGUUGUCACAGGAAAACUUUGCAUCAACAAGGCACCCAGCAGCAGAGAGAGUCACAGCUCGCUCCACGCCUCCAGGCAGAAGGCUGCGACUCUUUCACUUCCUGUUUGAGAUGCUGGAGGACCCGAGCAUGGCCCACUGCCUGUCCUGGAUGCCGGCGGCAGCGGCGGAUGGCGUUUUCUGCUUCUCCUCCAGGAACAAGGAGCAGGUGGCGAUACUCUGGGGACAGAUGAAGGGCAACAAGAGGCCCAUGACCUACCAGAAGAUGUCCCGAGCUCUCAGGAACUACGCUCGGUCUGGACACAUCUUCAAGGUGAAGAGAAAGCUCACCUACCAGUUCAGCCGGGACACCUUGAUCUCGCUGCAGGAGAUUCAUGGGAGACAUUUGUAAAAUUUAUGGAGCUUGUUUCGUCUUUAUACUUUGCUUCUUUAAAACUUGUGAUGUCAUAGAAAUAAAGAUAUUUACUCUUUCUUAAACACAGGAGGGUGUAGGAAAGCAGCUCACCUACACACACACACACACACAUUAGGGAUGUUCAUUAUUAUUGGUCUAUGAUAAAUAUGUCGGCAUUAAAAUGUAAUAUCAGAAAAUAACGGUGCCGAUUCAUCAUUUAUUUACCCAUCUUUUACACGCCAUACACAUAUUAUACACAAAACUCUUCAGCUGCUUCUCUUCUUUCUCAAAAUGCCAAACAGUUACACAUCUAAGGUAACGUUUGUGAGAUAUUUUAGAGUAUUUGGCACAAAUUGUGAGGUGGAACUUAGCUCUGUGCAGUGACAACUGACUAAAACAAAAACAAGAAUCUUCACCUGAAGUCAUUUUGCAAAGAAAAUAUUUAAAAUGUUAGCAUGCAUGAUAGGAGGAAUGGGAUGUUAGUAACCUAACAUGUUUCAGUUUUUCUUUCAUGAGAGGGGGACAGCAAAUUAGCAAAUCUGUCUGUCUGUCUGUCUCUGUGUGUGUGUGUGUGUGUGUGUGUGUGUGUGUGUGUGUGUGUGUGUGUGUGUGUGUGUGUGUGUGUGUGUGUGUGUGUGUGUGUGUGUGUGUGUGUGUGUGUGCAUAUAUAAAUUUACAAACUACCCUCCCACCCCAUUAAAUAAUAACAUCAUAAAUUUAAUCACAAAGCUUGCUGUUACAGUUUUUCUCAGUC